UAUACAUUCCAUAAAAUGUCAACAACAUUAUACAAACUACCCAUAUUUUUUUACUAUCACGAGCAACUAUACAAACGACUAGAGUGCUUUGUGUAAAUAAAUUACACAUUAGGGAUUGAAAAUAUAAUUAUUCCUAAAAUUAAAAAUUAAAAAAAAAAUCCAAUUCCAAAUCCUACUUUGCUCCACAAGAACCAAUUAGAAGAACGCAUCCACCACAGGAUCAGAGUUCAGCGGCGCUUAUGCUAAAAAGGUCUGACCCGCUGCAUUUAGUGAAUGUUCUCUUUUUGGCAUUAGGGUAGAAGUAGAUCACAUAAUUCACACAUACUGCUUCCGUCUUCACAAAACUACAAAUUAACAUAAAUGAAAAAACCUGCAAAAACUGGGGAAAAAAGAAAAGAUAUAUAGCAGGAAAUGAUUACAAGCCGACAACACAGCCUCAACGAAAAUGAUAGACAGCGAAAAGAGCAUGAAAUUACCCAUGCAAAUUCUUGAAAUUUAUUGAGAAUUCAAAACCUGUCUUUGUAGCUUAUAGUAAUCUGUGUGUGCACUUUUAUGAUGGAUGUAGUAAGAAGUUGGUAUCUGAUAACAGUUUGAAGCCGUGAAAACUUCAGAGAGUGAAAUCCUCCAUGGCUACUUCUUCUUCCACCAAGAUUGACUUCUUCCCUCAUCACCCUACCCAGUUCACCCCUAUUGAAGAAGGCAAUGAAGAUGAGGAGUUUUCUCAGGGAAGAAGCAGCUUUAGAGCAACUCCGUCAAUGGAUAGGCGAGAAAGAUGCAAAGGGUCGUCAAGAAAGAGGCAAGAAAACGACAAGGCGACUGGGGUUUCGUGCAACCAGUGCAGGCCUAGCAAUAGGGAUAAAUUCUCAGUUGUUCACUUGGAGAAUAACGGAGUUCGCAGGCAUCGGUUGAUGGCCAGUCCAAAUGGGAUUUUCAAGUCGGUUUUAGCUUCUCUGGCACUCAAGAAAAGCCCCAAGUCAUCAGACUGCGUCUCCUCCGCCCUGUCAAUGGAGGAGCAGUGGAAGUUCGCGGUGGCGGAGCUCUCAAAUAAGUUGAUUCUGGCCAGCAGGAAGAGGGAUGAGGCUGUUCUUGAGGCUUCCAAGUUGAAGUACUCUGUUGCUGAGCUUGAGAAGAAACUGAACAAGCUGGAAAUUUACUGCCAUAGCUUGAAAUCUGGGCUUGAAGUUUGCAGCAGUGGGAAGAAUUCUCAGGUUAAUCUUCACUGCAUAAAAGUUGGUGAUCAAGAAAAAGUGGUUGAACAUUUCUUGGUUCUGCUUUCUGAGGCUAGAUCAUCGGUUCGGGUCCUGACCCGGAUAUUGGCCCUUCAGCUGAGACAAAUGGGGGGGAAGGUAUAUGAUCGGAUUGCUUUGCUUCUUCAACCUUAUGAUAUCAAGAUUUCUUACACAAGGAACACAAGAGGGAUUCUUCUUUAUUUUGAGGCGUUGCUGAAUAGGGCAUUCUUCGAGGACUUCGAAUCCAUCGGGUUCCAAAAGGGUGCCCCGAACCCGAUUCUGAACCCGAUUGAUCGUUGCAAGGCGAAUUUCACGAUGUUUAGCCGGUUGCAGGGGUUGGCAUGGGAGGAGGUGUUGAGCAAGGGGACCAGGCAUUUUAGUGAAGAUUUCAGCAAGUUUUGUGACAGGAGGAUGAGCGAGAUUGUCGCCAUGCUGGCUUGGGACCGGGCAUGGCCCGAACCGCUUCUGCAGGCCUUUUUCGGAGCUUCAAAGGCUGUGUGGUUGGUGCACCUUUUGGCUAAUUCGGUGCACCCGGGUCUGCCCAUUUUCAGAGUGGACAAUGGAGUUAGGUUUGACCCGGUUUACAUGGAGGAUAUGGGAGGAGAUAAGGCCAAGAAGCUCACACCCACAAUGGUUCGGAUCAUGGUUACACCCGGAUUCUAUGUCUAUAACAAUGUGGUUAAGAGCAAAGUGAUCUGCAGGUACCACAACAAUCACAAUGGUGGUAGCAUUAAUGAGUUGAAUGAUAUGGGCUUAACUCCUUCUCCUUUAUAGCAAAUGCAUCUCAACCAUCGGAUCAACGAACCAUUACAUAAAUUAAUCAACCAUGCUCGAUUUCACGUUGGACAAAAUUUUACGUACAUUUUCAAAUGUUUACCAUUAUCGGAAAAAAAAAUGAUUGCAUUUUUAAACACAUCGGAGAUGUGGGAUUCUUGUUAAGUGUAAGAUCAAGAUUUUGACGAAAUCUAAAGAAGAAUAUCAGGCUUUUAUAUCUCUACAAGCUGUCAGUGAAUUUAGAGUAUCGAAAGAUUACAACAAGUUCGAAAAAGAAUUGGACUCUUCUUGUUGCUUUUAUUUGCACUUAUCACUGAUGAGUUGGUCAAUGAUGUUGGUGGAUUGGCUUUGUAUCUUUGAGAUGUGCAGAUAAAGCUUUUGCAUAUGGAAUCUAAUCAUUAUAGUUUCCAUGAGUUGUUACCUUUUGGGGUCUAUUGCCAUUCUUAUUGUUGCUUUGAAGGCAUGUUGAUUUCUUUGGUGAUAUUCAAGUUUAAAUGUUGGGUGUGUAGAGAGGUAGUGGGACUAAUGCAUUUAGGGCCCCCUUGUUAAUAGCUUGGCAGGCUGAUGGCAAUAGUUGUAAAAUUUAGAAAAGCGAUCAAUUAUAUGGUAGGUUGUAUCAUAUUUGCUAUGUAAUUGGUUUAAUUCGGUCAGAUCUGAUUUGAGUAAGAAUUUUUCGAGUGGGGUGCCAUGAACAAAUUUGAAGUUAUAGGUUCGACGAGUCUUCCAGGAUG
Sesamum indicum (sesame) is the source of this 2734-nucleotide messenger RNA. RefSeq names its product IRK-interacting protein. Lineage: Eukaryota; Viridiplantae; Streptophyta; Magnoliopsida; Lamiales; Pedaliaceae. The record is from RefSeq and is a predicted model, not a curated record.